AUGAGACUCAACCGGUCGAGGUCCAAUGUCCCCAAGACUAUCCCCGCUGCCGCCAACUGGCGAGUCCCUUCUUCGCCCUCCGCCACCGGAGCCGAGAUGACCGGCACCGAAUCUUCGGCUGAUGAGUUACCGUGA
Molecule: messenger RNA, 135 nt
Organism: Fusarium odoratissimum NRRL 54006
Lineage: Eukaryota; Fungi; Ascomycota; Sordariomycetes; Hypocreales; Nectriaceae
Exons: 1
Coding region: 1-135 (44 amino acids)
Source: RefSeq, a predicted model, not a curated record